CCGCGACCCACCGACACUCCGCAGCAUGGCGGGACCUCGUACUAACCUAGCUGUAACGAAGGACGGCGAGAUAUAUAACAAGUUGCAACGACCGAACGAUUUCCUCGAUCAACCAGCAGGUCCAGAGCAGACAGUCGAGCGCAAGCGCGAGCGAGGAGCUUUGGACACGCCUGUGGCAGGGCCGUUCUCAGGCAACAAGCGCGCGAAAACGCAGCAUGUAGGAUUGACGGUGAAAUCGUUCCAGUCGUCAGACGACAGGAACCAAUAUCGGGGCGGUGGCCCGAUUGCAGAAUGUGGCAUGCGCACAACUUUGCCAAUCGACGAAGAAGAUGCACUGUACUCCGAUGAUUCUAUGGGAGAUGCAUUGGCAUAUCUCCGUGGCGUAAGGUCAGAAGCAUCCGCGAUCCCGCAUCUACUAGUCGCCGCGAACGAACUUGAUGAGGAGACGAACACCGAACACUCGCAAGCACCGACAGCUUUCACUGGUCAUCGUACCUUCUACCGGGACGGCGCGUGGAUUACGGUCGAAGAAGGCUACGAUGCCGCGUACGGUGACGACUAUGCAUCUCACGAUCCGGAUCCAAAGGAUAUAUACUAUAAGCAGCUCGUGAGGCGCUUUAAGACUCUUCGCCAUACCCUGAGUCAACACGGGGCUGGUAAAACACCCCAGCAAGAUGCUGACUCGAAUCGAUCCUCGUAUGUUAAACCGCCGUCGAAUCGACAUGAGUGGCUCUAUACAAUCGACCGAGAGUAUCCAAUACAGAGCCAGAUACGUCAAUUGGAUGAAGUGAACGUCAGACAAGGUCUCCAAUAUUGUGCUCAUGCAAUGGAUCGAUUCGAGACGAUCUCUAGUCAGAAGAGUUGCUGGAUCUGGACUUUGCUGGCACUAUCUGGUGAUGUUGGGACGCUGGACUCUCAAAAGAUGAGUCAUAUCAGAGACAUCGGGACCAAAGCUGGCGAGAUGAGUGUCGGUCUGCGCUCGAGUUUCGCACGUCAGACGAAGGAGUCUCGGUGCGGACCCCUCAAUACAGACCCAGCAUGCGUAGAGCAGAGUGACGAACCCGAAGCAGCCUGCUGCGAUGCCGGUGUAGAUGAUUGCAAUUCGGAAGCGGGGUACGUACAAUCUUGUGUCAGUGAAGACCUACACUCAGAGGCGCAUAAGAAGCACAACGAGGAUGUGUCAAAAACUCAGCGCGACCUUCUCUCUUGUAUCUCCAGCUCAGGCACUUCAGAGGUCUUGAUCGAUAGCAAGGAGGGCACUAACACUGACACGAACGAUGACACUCUCGAGCGUGCGCGUGCGCGUUUGCUUGCACAGCUUGGCGACAACUUGGUGCAAGCCGGCAUACCAGCACCAACUCCUUAUACAGGUGACACUCAUCCACAUCAUUCCGCACGGCCUGAUCCAGGUUUGGAUGAGUUACAGCACGAAACGAAGAUCCGCGUAAUACCAUCCCGGGCGGAAGCUGAGAGGCAGCGACAAUUGAUGCGUGCGACGAACUCAGCUACCGCAAGCUUGAAGGAAGAACAGCUUACGGGCACGGGACUAUCUUCUGCCUCGCAUUCUGUUGGAUCAGACAACAACCUAGAUGACUCCGACUUGAACACACGGGCAACGAUUGACAUGAUCCUGACAGUGGUUGCGGAGUGCUACGGGCAGAGAGACCUGCUUAGAUUCCGAAAGCCGUGGUAGGUAUCUACGGAUGACUGUCUCUUGGCCUUCCCUCCGUAGAAAUUUCUUGACGAGUAUCAGCAUUCUACAUACCUUACUGAGUCAAUAAACGUAAUCCCAGCGCGCAAUGCAGUCAC
Didymella exigua CBS 183.55 is the source of this 1809-nucleotide messenger RNA. RefSeq lists its product as uncharacterized. The record is from RefSeq and is a predicted model, not a curated record. The coding region runs from base 26 to 1693 and encodes 555 amino acids. Gene Ontology annotation, biological process: spliceosomal snRNP assembly. NCBI's taxonomy places the organism in Eukaryota, Fungi, Ascomycota, Dothideomycetes, Pleosporales, Didymellaceae. The transcript is spliced from 2 exons. Gene Ontology annotation, cellular component: SMN complex; nucleus.